CUUAAUUUACGAUGGGGAUUGAUAAAGAGAGGAGAGAGGACUUUUCUACACAGAAGUACUGGCAAGAUCGCUAUACAACCACCACCGACUCCUCUACUUUCGACUGGCUGAUCACCUACACCCAACUUGGGCCUCUGAUCCACGCUCUCCUCUCCACCUACAAUGCGCCACGGAUUCUAAACGUCGGCUGUGGAAACUCCACCCUCUCGCGAGACCUCCACGAUGAUGGCUUCUCGAAUUUGGUAUCUAUUGAUUACGCACCAUCAUGUAUCGAACAAAUGCGGCAACGAGAUCCAGAGCUGGAGUGGGAGGUGCAGGAUGCCACGAGAAUGACGUAUCCGGACGCUUCGUUCGAUGCGGUGGUGGAUAAAUCGACGCUGGAUUGUUUAUCCACGACUCAUGAUGAUUCAGCAAGACGAUACCAAGACGAGACUUUACGAGUACUGAAGGAUACUGGGGUAUGGAUCGUCGUAUCAUAUUCUGGAUACCGAGAAGAAGGUUUUGGAGCGGACUGGACCGUGGAAAGACACGAAGUCGAAGUAGACAGCGGCGGAAACGAGGGCGGUGUACAUCGGCCAACUGUAUGCAUGUACGUCUACAUCCUCCAAAAACGCGAACGAUGAUACUCGAUAGAUAGAAUGAUAGAUAUAGAUGAUAAUACUGUCCUGUCCCUCA
Messenger RNA from Saitoella complicata NRRL Y-17804, 675 nucleotides. RefSeq names its product S-adenosyl-L-methionine-dependent methyltransferase. The transcript is spliced from 2 exons. The record is from RefSeq and is a predicted model, not a curated record. Bases 12 to 623 code for a protein of 203 amino acids. NCBI's taxonomy places the organism in Eukaryota, Fungi, Ascomycota, Saitoellomycetes, Saitoellales, Saitoellaceae.